Molecule: messenger RNA, 243 nt
Organism: Fusarium venenatum
Lineage: Eukaryota; Fungi; Ascomycota; Sordariomycetes; Hypocreales; Nectriaceae
Source: RefSeq, a predicted model, not a curated record
AUGGCUCCUAUUCCCAUGGUCAAGUCCGCUGUUGCUCCCAAGGUUCUUCCAGUCCUUAUCGCAGUAGGAAGCAUCUCCAUCGUUGGCGGCUACGUCCGCUCUCAACUCACCAAUCAAUCACGCACAUUCGAUCGUCAAUUUAGCCAGUACAACACCAACAAGAGCGAAUCCGUGAGAGCAAAGACAUUCAACGGCGCUGUGCCUGAUCCUCGAACAAGUCUUUUCAACGUCCUUGGCUGGUGA